Eupeodes corollae is the source of this 2115-nucleotide messenger RNA. RefSeq names its product AP-2 complex subunit mu (gene AP-2mu). Gene Ontology annotation, molecular function: clathrin-cargo adaptor activity. The transcript has 4 exons. The record is from RefSeq and is a predicted model, not a curated record. NCBI's taxonomy places the organism in Eukaryota, Metazoa, Arthropoda, Insecta, Diptera, Syrphidae. Gene Ontology annotation, biological process: intracellular protein transport; clathrin-dependent endocytosis. Gene Ontology annotation, cellular component: cytoplasmic vesicle; AP-2 adaptor complex. The coding region runs from base 113 to 1426 and encodes 437 amino acids.
AACUGUCACUUAAUUCAUAAAAGAGGGUGUCGGAUCGAUAAGCUAAUUGGAGAAAAGAAAAAUUUAACUUCUCGGAAUAUCUUCAUAAAAAUUUCAAUAAAAAUCCUCAAAAAUGAUCGGUGGAUUGUUCGUCUACAACCACAAAGGUGAAGUAUUAAUUUCUCGAGUCUAUCGUGAUGAUAUUGGCCGAAAUGCAGUCGAUGCCUUUCGGGUCAACGUCAUCCAUGCAAGACAACAAGUGCGCUCCCCAGUAACAAAUAUCGCUCGCACUAGCUUUUUCCACAUAAAGCGUGCAAAUAUUUGGCUAGCUGCUGUAACCAAACAAAAUGUAAACGCUGCAAUGGUCUUUGAGUUUCUCUUAAAGAUCAUCGAAGUGAUGCAGUCAUAUUUUGGAAAAAUCUCUGAGGAAAACAUCAAGAACAACUUUGUGCUUAUCUACGAGUUGUUGGAUGAAAUUCUCGACUUUGGUUAUCCUCAGAACACCGACACUGGCGUCCUGAAGACUUUCAUUACACAACAAGGAAUUAAAUCUGCAACAAAAGAGGAACAAAUGCAAAUCACCUCGCAAGUCACUGGUCAAAUUGGAUGGCGUCGUGAAGGUAUAAAGUAUCGUCGCAAUGAACUGUUCCUUGAUGUUUUGGAGUAUGUGAAUCUCCUUAUGAGUCCUCAGGGCCAAGUUUUAUCUGCUCACGUAGCUGGAAAAGUUGUCAUGAAGUCUUAUCUUUCUGGUAUGCCAGAAUGCAAAUUCGGUAUUAACGAUAAAAUUGUUAUGGAAUCCAAGGGACGAGGUUUAUCAGGAAACAACGAAGCCGAAGCAUCUCGUUCGGGAAAGCCAGUUGUCGUAAUUGACGAUUGCCAAUUUCACCAAUGUGUUAAACUAAGCAAGUUCGAAACCGAACACUCAAUCAGUUUCAUUCCACCGGAUGGUGAAUUUGAACUUAUGCGUUAUCGUACAACAAAAGACAUUUCAUUGCCAUUCCGAGUAAUUCCUCUAGUACGUGAAGUAGGUCGCACUAAAAUGGAAGUGAAAGUCGUUCUUAAAUCGAACUUCAAGCCAUCGUUACUCGGUCAGAAGAUAGAGGUUAAAAUUCCAACGCCACUCAAUACUUCCGGAGUACAAUUGAUUUGUCUCAAGGGAAAGGCCAAGUAUAAGGCAUCGGAAAAUGCAAUUGUUUGGAAGAUAAAGCGCAUGGCCGGUAUGAAGGAGACCCAACUGUCUGCCGAAAUUGAACUACUUGAAACUGAUACCAAGAAAAAAUGGACCAGACCCCCAAUCUCGAUGAACUUUGAAGUUCCAUUUGCGCCGUCAGGCUUCAAAGUUCGUUACCUUAAGGUCUUCGAACCAAAACUCAACUAUUCAGACCAUGAUGUCGUCAAAUGGGUGCGCUACAUUGGUCGCAGUGGACUCUAUGAAACUCGCUGUUAAACAUCAUUAUCGUUGAUCACUUCGUUUCAAUCGUAAUAAGAAAACACAAGAAACAAGAUGCAGAAAACAUAUAACAUUAUUUCCUAAGCAAAAUGUUCAAUCUUUGUCGUUAUAUUCCAAUAUUUUAGAUAUUCACUUUUUUUAUUAUUUUCUUAUCUUUUAAAAAAUACCUAAAUACUAUAUAUAAAAACGAAACCUACAUUUAUCAAAGACCUAUGCAAAUCGAAAUUUCCCCAACAUGGAUAAGUUCUGGUAAACACUCGAAAUUCCGAUAUUACUCUAAGUGUUAUAUAGAAUUUUCAUUGUUAAUAAAUACAUGUAAUAAUUAAAUAAAUUAACUAUCUUUUGUUUUUUGUUUGUUUAAUUAUCGCUACACUUUAAAAGAAUUAAAAAUUAUUAUUUUUAAAAUGUAAUUUAGCCUAAAAACAAAUGUUGGGAAGAAUGAAACUCUGACAUAUAGAAAAAAGCUCACUCCUACAUUAUAACACUUUCCUAGGAUAGUGCUAAUAUAUGGCUCUACCUUUGAGUAGCAGCAAACAUUAAUUAAUAUAUAAACAUUAUAUUAUAUAUACUCGAAUGUAAAAUAAACAGGAAAAUGAUAAGAUUUAUGUAUUAUUAAAAACGUUGAGUUUGUUAAAAAUAAAAAUUAAAACAAAAAUAAAAGCCAAUGGUAUAAAUCUGUCUUAAAA